CUCCUGCUGCCACCUUCGGAUAGAGAGUGAAGCUGGUCUUAUCUCGAUGUAGGUGGAAUCUGAGCUCAUUGAACAAUCUAACAUUUAACCUACAGCAUCUUUACAACCUCAGCACGACCACACAGACGCCCAUGUUGGCGGAAAUGACCGAGUCGUUUAACUUUCUCAGAAUUUGGCAAAUGUUUGGAAGAAAAUAAAAACCCUCAUUUUGGCUGUUUCAUGUACUAACAGCGACCGUGAAAGGUGUGGGAUCUUUCCUCAUCCUAAUAUGUGGUUUCUCAGACAGCUGUUUUAGUGUGUUGUUGGUCUCAGCCUUCUCGGGUCAAGGUUAAGGCUGCAGUGACGUCCUUUUGUACUCCUAGGAAAAGACUGGUGCCUAUUAAAGGGGAAGAAGUUCCACUGAUUGUUCGAAAUCUCUGCGUAAUUACAUUAAGAUGUGAACAAAGGAAUUCAGAGUGGUUUGAUGGGAAAUGAUGUGAAAUAGAGGAACAUGCCAAGUCAGAAUUGUUCACAGAAGGGGCAGUAAAAACCAGAUGUCUGAAGAGUUUAAUGCCUCUUGUUUCGCAAAAUUGUUAUGAAUAUACCGCCUGGGGAUUAGAACAUUAUUUUACGUUUAAGUUUGGAGAAGAUUUUGGCAUAAAACAUUUUAAAAAAAUCCAUUCAUGGUGGUGAAGUACAUGCAGGACAUUGUCAGGCUAAAGGUUACAUAUUUUUCUGCUUAGUGUUUACCACAAUUUUAUCAUGUAGCUUCACAUGUUUUAUUUUAAAGAUGGAAAUCACAAAAUGCUACAAUCCCUAACACAUUAUUGCUAUUAAUAAUGACACUCAGGGGCUGCCUAAUGGCACAACUGUCUUACACAUUCACCCUAUCGUCAAAGGAUCGCAAGUUCAGCCCCCUUUCUGCCAUCUCCCAGCAUGAUGCUAGCCAGUGUGGGUGAUAUAGGCUUAUUUAACUAACAGGUGGAACAAGUGAAUAUAUAAUAGUAUAAGUGGGGGGACACUCUAGCAAAAAUUCAAACAAAAUAAAAAAAUUGACACUUUGAAGACUAAAUGAUGCUUUAUUUAAUACAGAUUGUGUUCUUCUGAAUAUAAUGUUGUCAUAAUAUUGUAAAUCAUGAUAAAAUGUGACAUAUGCUCUGUCAACCUCAUUCAUUUGCAUAUUUAGUGUAGUUCUACUUAAGCAAGGUCUUCAAACAUAUUAGUCCACACCAGAGCGAGUAUGAAAUGGUAGAUCUCAUGAAUGUGGGUGUGCAGCUUUGUCAGUUUUUCCAGGCAAAUGCAGAUUUUCGUGUGAACACUUAAGAGAACUCUGUGCACAUUUCCGUCACUGCAUACCUACAUCAAACUCUCUGGAAUGAGGAAGUAGCCUAUAGUUAAGCCUUGACUGGAGGACAAGAUUUUAAAGAUUAAAUGAUUACACACAUACACCUUCACCCUCUCAGUGAAGCUGAGAGUUGACUAACUGACCAGCGUAUUACAUAUUAUUACAGAUUACUUAUGCUGUCUGCCCUAUGAUGGGCUGGCAACCUGUCAAGGGUGUAACCUGCCUUCUGCCCAAUGACAGCUGGGAUAGGCUCCAGCACUCCCCCACGACCCAGAUGGAUAAGCAGUUUAGAUGAUGUGUGUGUGUGUGUGUGGGUGUGUGUGUACUUAUGCUGUUCCAUUGCUGAUGGGUAAUGUAUUUCAUUUUGAAACCAUGUUAUUCUACAACACAAUAUGCAUUUUGUUUCUAUGCAGUUCUUUGAGGCACAAUGACGAUAAGGCACCAGUGAGAAGGGGUUGAACUGCUUGGCCUGUGGCUCCGAACUUUCAGUUUGCUGGACUCCAUGGACACUUUUUUCUGACUGAGACAAGGAGACACAGGACAGUAGCCAUGCUGCAGCAGAUUCUAAAUGACAUGUACAUCGAGCCGGAGCUGCUGGCAGAGCUCAACGAGGAGCAGAAGCAGGUGCUGUUCUUUAAAAUGAGAGAAGAGCAGGUCCGGAGAUGGAAAGAGAGUGAGGCACAACUUGAGAAAGAGGAUGCUGGAAGAGUGAAACCUAAAAAAGUAUCCAAGAAGACGGUGUCGUGGCUGAAGAGUUCGGACAGUGAUGUGUGGGUGUGGGUGAUGGGGGAGCACCCUGAUGAUAAACCCUACGACCAGAUCUGUGAUGAGAUCAUGGCGGAGAGAGCAGCCCUGCAGGCACAGAAGGAAGCAGAAGAGCUCAGAACUAAAAAAGAGGCUGAACUGGAGAAGCGUUUCUCUGGCUUGUAUUUGGAGCAGGAGGAGGCAGCCAGGAAGGAGGAGGCCCGAAAGGCAGCUGCCCUGGAGCAGAGCAGGCAGGAGGAGCUCAAGAAGCGAGAAGAGGAGGAGAGGAGGAAGGCUGAGGAGGAGGUGAGGAGGCUGAAGGAGAAGAGGGAGCAGCAGAUUUACAUGGAUCUGAAAAAGGUGUCCCACCAAGACAAGGAGGAGAAGGCCUGGCAGGAUUCAUUGCGGAGAUCCAAAGCAGCUGACCAGCGCAGGCGUUCUCUGGCCAAACAGACGAGAGAGGACCACCGCAGGCGUUCAGUAAAAGCACUGGAGAGAGGAAAAGUGGCAGCCAUGAUGAAGUCCUUUGCACUAGAGGAAUCUGGCCCACCUCCCAAACCCAAACCCAGGAACCUCACCCUUACCAGUGAACCCAUUAACCAGAGGCCAGAUAUGCGCCGCUCGCUGUCGUCCUCUAGCCGGGAAGAAAUCAUCCGCUGGUUCAGAGAGCAGCAGUUGUCUCUCAGAGUUUGUUUCCAGCAGGACCAGAGUCGCAUCGCACCCUGGUUUCAUGGUAUAAUUUCUCGUGAGGAGGCGGAAGAUUUGUUGAGUAAGGGCAGCGCUGGCAGUUUCUUGGUCCGUGUUAGUGAGAGGGUCUUUGGAUAUGUUCUCUCCUACCGAAGCCAAGAAGGAUUCAAGCAUUUCCUCAUUGAUACCACAGACAACUGCUACAUGCUGCUAGGAGACCAGAUCAAGUUCAGUUCACUGGGAGAGCUGGUGGAGUACCAUCAGGAGGAGCCUUUAACUUCAUCUGGAGGAGAGCAGCUGCUGCAUGCAUGUGGACAGAAAGCUGGCACUCUGGACUAUGCUGACCUCUUCCUCUGAGCCCCAGCCACUGCUUAGCGAGACGAUGUGCACCCUGGCCACCCUGGCUUGUCAGGGCUUUCUGCGCAAAUGGAUUCCCUGAUGUUUAUUAAACUCUGAAGGACUGUAGAUUGAACAAACCUACAGUAUGUUUUUGUCAUGCUGCCUUUGCAGAUGCUAUAAUUAGCAUCUUGAUUCACACAAUCCCCACAAUCUGAGUAACUCUACAUGACAAAAACAUUGCUUUCAAUUCUACUGCAGCCUUGACAGAUUUCGAAAGUCACUUUAUAAUAACGGACCGGAUUGUGAAGGUCUUACUUUUAUAAAUGCAGUAUUGCGUUGGCCUUAAGGUGACCUAUUACACAGUAAUUUAAUUUUUUUGAACAGUUCAGUUUCAAAAAGCAGUAGUACUGACAUGUUUUCCCUUUCUUUUACCGUUAGCCAACUGGAGACACCUGAGUUAAUGGAUUAUUAUAUGCUAUCAUAAUCAUAAAACCGUAGUGGACAGGAUUCACCAUAGGCUUAUUUUCUCUAAAUAGCAUCUGUUCGGUCCAAAGCUAAUGAAUUAUGCAAACACUAAUGAAUGCUCUUAUGUCAGUAUUGCACUGUAUAAAGGCAAAGCAUAAUGCACUUUCUGGGGAAAAAUACUGUCCCAUCAAUAACUGUUUACAGCAAACACGUGAUCCUAACAUGGGAGUACAAACUGAAAGAAUGGUUUGAGUAUUUAGUACUUUCUAAAAGGAGUUUUAACUGAGUUUAUAUGAAUUAACUAUAACAGAAACGAAACACCCCUCAGUGGCAUUACUUCAGCCCAGUCUUCCGCCAAGUUCUAGAAGAAAAUCCAUAUCUAUGUAUACAUACAUGAAUAAAUAUAUAUAUCCAUACACACACAGGGUUCAAAGAAUUAUUGGAGCACAGCAGCAGACUGCUCAACUGGCAAACAUUUCAGAAGGAACAGUAACUAAAGUGACAUCUGCAUUUUCAUCUGUGGGAGGGACUUUUGUAAAUACGGCUAGAAAUUGUAGUGGAAAGCACACAUUCAGUGACCACAAUGCUCGUGGAUUCGUGUACUAGUGAUAUUUAAGGAAAAACAGAAGAGAAACUGUUCCUCAGGUGACUGAGAAAGUCAAUGCAGGAUGUGAUCAGACGGUUAGCAUGAACAGUCCGUCCGCAACUCCAUAGAGAGGGAUGUUACAGUAGGUUUGCAGUGUACAAACCUCUCAGUGCAAAGACACAUUUGAGAGUUCAGUGGGGCAAGAAUCAUCAACACUGGUCUACAGAGCUGUGGAAAAAAGUGAUAUGGCCAGAUGGAUCAUCCCUUACCUUACGAGUGCAUGACUGGCAUACACCAAGAAAACAGUACAGGCCUGAAUGCUGGACCCCUACAGUGAGGGGGGGUCUGGUGACUUAAGCUGUGAGGGGCAUUUUGCAUGCCUUCCUUAGAGGGAAGGGUCACUGCAAAUCAGUGCAGUUAUUCUAACUAAUGUACUUUAUUCUAUGAUGACAUUUCUAUCCUGAUGUCUCUUCCAGCAUGACAGUGCCAUCCAUAAGGAAAAGAGCGGUCACUGAAUUGAAGAGUAUAAAACACAAAUCAUGUAAAUCAUAUUCUGAAUCCUUCAGUUAUCAGAUCCCAACUCAGCUGAUCAUCUAUAGGACAUUAAAUUUACAGCCAUGACAUUUGGCUAGUGGUUAUUUGGAAACACAGCUGAAAACUGACACAAAUAACUGCUAUAAAUUCGAACAUUUAUUAAAAGUACAUACAGGGGCAUAAGAUGCUCGCCAAACAAAAAUCUAUGUACAACUUGUAAAGCGAUUCAAGCUUUAAAUUCCAUGUCAGAUUCACAUGAUGUGCAAAUUUAAGCUUCGCAAACGAAUACACUGAUGGCUUUCUUACGCUUUAUUAAGUACAAAUCAAAGCGAUUAGAAGAGAUAAGCAUAAGCAAUUCCAAAGUACAUCAAGAGAACAGCGAGAUCAGCAUACACAAUGCUAAAGAAUCACAGUUCUUACGGUCUGUUCAUCGUACCCGUUUCUAGAGACACGGCACAGUCCCUUUAUUCAUCCCUUUAAUAUAUUAAGAUCAAUUCUAACAUGAAAACACUAUCACACUACCAUCCACAACUCCACAGAGCUUUGAGGACUGCUUGUUAAUACAAUUACAUAAGUUACAUUAUACUAUACAUUGUUGAAUCAAUUUGACAGGGAGUCCAAAGUUUGAUGCUUUACAAUUUGUAGUCACACACAGCUUGUGAUUCUAUGUCACAUUUCUCAGUCAGAAAGCCCUGUAAAACUAUACAUAGCACACUGUGCACACAAGUUAUCAAGUCUAACUAUAAACAACUCUUCCGAUUUUGGAUAUUUAUAGGCAUCUGAUGAUCAAAUACGGUCAAAUGCAACGGUUUAGACCCCCCUGGUCAAAUUACAGUUCUUACUGAUUUUCCAAAUUAAAACAAGUAAACACAUCCUCUAUAGGGAACUAAAAUAUGGCAUUUUUUUGCAAAUUGUAGUGCACCAUUUCUGUUUAUUUGCUGAGUUCAACAAAGUGGAGAAUAAAACGUGACGUUUGCACAGGUGACAUUUUAUGGAUUUUCCCCCUCGAUAUAUAAAAUUCAGCAAAUAAACAGUGAUUGUGCAUUAAAAUAUGAUACAAGAUGAAGAUGUGUAAUUAAAUGUAACUCGACCAGGGGCACCUGAACUUAUAACAGAAUAACAGAAAAAUUACAGUCAACGAAAUUACAUGUAGUUCAUAUCUUUGGGCAUCCACCACAAAACAGUAUAUACUGUGUAACACAGUAUUGUAUGCUUGAAUACUGUAACAAACAGUGGAGGAAUACUAGUUGAAUGUGCUUGGCAUCAGAUGCACCAGGAGCUGGAUUUAAGCCACUCCA
This is a messenger RNA of Colossoma macropomum (tambaqui), 5977 nucleotides long. It is a transcript of the gene sh2d4a, whose product is annotated as SH2 domain containing 4A. The transcript is spliced from 9 exons. Lineage: Eukaryota; Metazoa; Chordata; Actinopteri; Characiformes; Serrasalmidae. The record is from RefSeq and is a predicted model, not a curated record. Gene Ontology annotation, cellular component: cytoplasm. Bases 1874 to 3112 code for a protein of 412 amino acids.